AUGGAAGCAAUGCUCAUCACCAAAAGCACAGUAGUUUGCCACUUUUCAAAGUCACUCCCUAACGUCCCUUCACUCUCCCUUCACAAACCCUCAAGAGUCAUCUUAGCUUCAGCUUCGAACCACUCUAUCAGUUACAGAAUUGCAACAAAGACAAGACGUGGUGUAGUCGUCAGAGCCGCAGAAUCCAUCAGUGAAGGCGUAGAAGACAUCAAAAAAGCCGCACUUGAUGCGAAUGAGAAGGCAAAGGAAGUUGCAGGUUCAGUAGUUGAUAAAGUAAAAGAAGAUACAGACAAGGCUUUAGCGGCUGGGGAGAGUGCCGGAGAGAAGGCAAAAGAUUUUGCUUCUGAUGCCAAGGACAAAACCACAGAAGCUCUAGGUUCUGUGGCUGAUAAGACAGAUGAAGGAAUUGAGGCAGCCACGAAGAAGGGAGACGAGGCGACAAAGGCUCUGAAGAAAGAAGGAGAGAAGGCGGAGAAGGCUGCUGAUGGAGCGUGGAAGGAUACCAAAGAUGAGUCACAGAAGGUUAAGGAUGCUGUGGUUGGGAAGGAUUGA
This is a messenger RNA of Lathyrus sativus (Indian pea), 552 nucleotides long. The record is from the annotation of a GenBank genome assembly. Lineage: Eukaryota; Viridiplantae; Streptophyta; Magnoliopsida; Fabales; Fabaceae.